GAGAGAGAGGCCAAUAAUUCCCUGGGGUAUGUGGAAAACCAAUAAAGCCCUUAUUCGGGGCUUGUACCGCUCAUGAAGGCGCAGGGUGUCCUCUUGAGGAAGUCUUGAAGGCCUGGGCAGGAAAGUGAGCUUGGCAGGCUUCCACGAUCCGAAGAGCCGGCCAUGGAGAAUGAGAAGGAACCUCAACCUCCUGGGUUUUGGCACCAAAAAUAAGUAGGUGCUGACCGUGGGAAGUGAACCAGAGACAAGUGCAAAGGAGAUUCAGGAAACAUCUCUCGAGGCUUGAGGGACAUCUGGCACGUCCACUUCUGACCUUGGCUCCGGGUCCUUGAAGGGACCGAGAGCUCGUUAGCUCCAAGGAUGGGAGGCAGGACCACGUGUCUGCUCCCGGCUCUGUUUCUUCUUGUCAUCCCAGGCUCAUCUGCCAUCUCGGGUCCCAGAGCAGUGAGAGGUGUGGAGCAGGGCUCACUGACUGUGCGGUGUCGAUACGACCCUGGGUAUGAGCGCCACAUGAAGUGGUGGUGCCGGGGGGCUGCCUGGAACAACUGUCCCUUCAUUGUUAAAACCACUGGAUCAGAGAAGGAGGUGAAGAAGGACCGCAUGUCCAUCAGGGACAACCAGAAAGACCGCUCCUUCACCAUCACCAUGGAGGAGCUCAGGCUAGAUGAUACAGACACUUACUGGUGUGGGAUUGAGAGAACUGGAACUGACCUGGGGAACCCAGUAGAAGUGACCAUUGACCCAGCACCUACAGUGUUGAUCUCCACCCUCGCCACCUCCAAUGGCAACAUGUUCACGGCACCAGUUGCCCCAGAAGAGAAUCAAGGGCAACUGCCCCUGCUGGGCAGCGUCCACUUCCUGCUCCUGGUCUUCCUGAAGGUGCCCCUGCUCCUGGGCAUGCUCGGUGCUGUCCUCUGGGUCAACAGGCCUCUGAGGAGCUCUGGGGGGAAGCCCCAGAAAAACCAGUAGCCCCCAUGCUCUUCAAUAUUGUCCAGAGAUUAAAGACCCUCAAACAGAACAAAAGGGCAUUUUUCUCAGGCAAUGACAGUGGUCAGUGGCGACUGUGGUUCUCGAGGCAGCGUGGCCCCCUGCUUCAAGAAUCAGUCCCCUAGUCCCUGGAAACCUGCUGCUCUGAUGUUCCAGUCUGGCUCUAAUUUCGCCCUUCCCUGCACAGCCUCUGGCCUUCUUCAUCCUGAGGCCUCCAACACAGGAGAAACUACAGGAAGGAAUGGAAGAGCGGAUGCCUUCUUCUGGGCCCAGUUCCUUGGAGGACAUAUAUGAUCUCAAGUCUGUGCCACACACAAUGUAAUACACUUAUUUUUGCAUUGUGUGCGGGGCAGGGGUCAGCCAAUCGUGGGUUUGAGAUUCUCUGUGUGUGUGCUCGAUUGUGUCCGACUCUUUGUGACCCCAUGGACUGUAGCCCGCGAGGCUCCUCUCGCCAUGGGAUUUCCCAGACACGAAUACUGGAGUGGGUUGCCAUUUCCUCCUCCAGGGAAUCUUCCCGACACAGGUGUUGAUCCCGUGUCUCCUGCAUCUCCCGCAUUUGCAGGUGGACCACUGAGCCACCUGGGAAAUGCUAGACCCCAUGAAAGUAGAAAAAUGUGCAAAACGAUGAUAAUAUGCCAACUGCAUGUGAAGAUAUGAAAGUAUAAGUGGACAGAGGGACUUUGCUGGUGGUCCAGUGGGUAAGAAUCUGGCUUGCAAUGCAAGGGCUGUGGGUUCAAUCCCUGGUUGGGGAACCACGACUGUGCAGUGCAACAAAAGAUUCUGCAUGACUCAUGAAGAACCCGGGGGGAGGGUGGGGGGGCGAUGCGGCCAAAUAAAUAAAGAAAAUAUUUUCUUAAAGAGUGGUCAGAAGACUCUGGCAUCCCUGCCCUGAUGUAUUUUGUGUGUUUGAAAUGAGAUUCUAGUACCAGCGCCAUCCCCCACGUCCUGGACACACCUGAAGAUGAGAACGACCUCAUAGCCUCUCCUUGUCACCAUAAGUUCUCGCCCCAUUAAUAUCUCCAUUUUCUUCCCUGUCUUGAAUGUAUUCAGUCUGGCUGUGACUCUCACUUAGGGUCUGCGAGGAGAUCCUCCAUGCAUUUUGGGGACUGUGGAGUAAUCCAUCAGUCAGACGCUGGAGUUAGCACAGAUCUGCAGCUAUG
Molecule: messenger RNA, 2147 nt
Organism: Bubalus bubalis (water buffalo)
Lineage: Eukaryota; Metazoa; Chordata; Mammalia; Artiodactyla; Bovidae
Gene: CD300LD
Product: CD300 molecule like family member d
Exons: 5
Coding region: 361-969 (202 amino acids)
Cellular component (GO): plasma membrane
Molecular function (GO): transmembrane signaling receptor activity
Source: RefSeq, a predicted model, not a curated record